AUGUCGCAGCAGCUCCCCAACCUCAUGUCGGGGCUGUCGCUCGGCGGCGGGCCAAGCGGCAACAGCCUUGCCCCGCCGCCGCGCAACCCCGCCCGACCGGCCCCUCCAGGCGCCGGCGCCGACGCAAGCCCGAGCCGCCUCCCGCCGCUGAUGAAGAAGUACAUGAACCCGGGGCUCGUGCGGCCGCCGAACGCUGGGCUCGCGAGCCACCACGCCGAGGCGCAGAGACAGGCGCUGCUCUCGCUCGCGGGGGUGAACGUGUCCAAGGAGAAGCCGGCGGGCAGCACGCCGAAGGGCGCCGGCUCGGGCCCGAAGAGCCCCGAGCCCGCGCACCACAAGAAGCCCGUCCACACGACGCACACGGCGCACGGUAUCCACGGCCCGGCGCACGCCUCGUCCGCCCGCUCGCAGGCCAGCUCGAUCGCCCAGCCCGCCUCGCACGCCGCUGUGUCUGCGUCGGCUGGUGCCGGGCAGCGCGGGAUCGGCAAGUACGACGGCGGGCUCGAGGCCGACGAGGCGAGCAAGGAGGUCGUUACGGGCGAGUCGGCCAAGAUCCUCGAGAUGGACAGCGGCUCGGCUAACGGGUGA
Molecule: messenger RNA, 588 nt
Organism: Vanrija pseudolonga
Lineage: Eukaryota; Fungi; Basidiomycota; Tremellomycetes; Trichosporonales; Trichosporonaceae
Exons: 1
Coding region: 1-588 (195 amino acids)
Source: RefSeq, a predicted model, not a curated record